UUCCUCCCACAAGCGACGGGGGAAGAGGGUCCGCUGCCAACGCAGCCAGGGACAUGCCUGCGGGGAAGGCUUUCCGUCGGAGGAAGGUGGACUCUGACGAGGAUGACGAGGAUGCGCAGGUCACCGAGGAGGUCCGGCUAAAACUAGAGGAAGCAAAAGAAGUGCAGAGUCUAAGGAGGAGGCCAAAUGGAGUGAGUGCGGCUGCUCUGCUCGUGGGGGAGAAAUUACAAGAAGAAACGACCCUGGCGGAUGAUCCCUUUAAAAUAAAGACCGGUGGAAUGGUGGACAUGAAGAAACUGAAAGAACGGGGCAAGGACAGGAUCAGCGAAGAAGAGGACCUCAACCUUGGGACUUCUUUUUCCGCAGAGACCAACAGGAGGGAUGAAGAUGCUGAUAUGAUGAAGUACAUUGAAACCGAGCUGAAGAAAAGGAAGGGAAUUGUGGAAAAUGAGGAACAGAAAGUGAAGCAGAAGAAUGCCGAAGACUGUCUGUAUGAGCUGCCUGAGAGCAUUCGCGUCUCUUCAGCUAAGAAGACUGAGGAGAUGCUGUCCAAUCAGAUGCUGAGUGGCAUUCCGGAGGUGGACCUCGGAAUUGAAGCUAAGAUCAAAAACAUCAUUUCCACCGAGGAGGCCAAAGCGCGAUUGCUGGCUGAGCAGCAGAACAAAAAGAAAGACAGCGAAACCUCCUUUGUCCCAACAAACAUGGCUGUCAACUACGUCCAGCACAACAGAUUUUAUCAUGAAGAGCUAAAUGCACCAGUACGGAGAAACAAAGAAGAACCCAAAGCCCGUCCCCUCAGGGUGGGAGAUACCGAGAAACCAGAACCUGAGAGGUCCCCACCAAAUCGCAAACGCCCCCCAAAUGAGAAGGCAACCGAUGACUAUCACUAUGAGAAGUUCAAGAAGAUGAACCGGCGGUACUGAAGUUGGCUUUUCCGGAACACAAAUAUUCCUCUUCAGACAUUAAGGGCAAAUACACAGGGGGCUUUGAGAAGGUGGGGUUCACUUAG
Lacerta agilis (Sand lizard) is the source of this 1009-nucleotide messenger RNA. RefSeq names its product chromosome Z C9orf78 homolog (gene CZH9orf78). The transcript is spliced from 9 exons. Gene Ontology annotation, cellular component: spliceosomal complex. Gene Ontology annotation, biological process: mRNA splicing, via spliceosome. The record is from RefSeq and is a predicted model, not a curated record. NCBI's taxonomy places the organism in Eukaryota, Metazoa, Chordata, Lepidosauria, Squamata, Lacertidae. Bases 54 to 923 code for a protein of 289 amino acids.